Messenger RNA from Cynoglossus semilaevis (tongue sole), 7157 nucleotides. RefSeq names its product spalt-like transcription factor 3a (gene sall3a). The coding region runs from base 1892 to 5965 and encodes 1357 amino acids. NCBI's taxonomy places the organism in Eukaryota, Metazoa, Chordata, Actinopteri, Pleuronectiformes, Cynoglossidae. The transcript has 5 exons. The record is from RefSeq and is a predicted model, not a curated record. Gene Ontology annotation, biological process: regulation of transcription by RNA polymerase II. Gene Ontology annotation, molecular function: RNA polymerase II cis-regulatory region sequence-specific DNA binding; DNA-binding transcription factor activity, RNA polymerase II-specific. Gene Ontology annotation, cellular component: nucleus.
CAUAUAGACCUUACGUUAUUACAGGUAAUCACAGAAUCCCCUGCAUUGUUAAUUAUUAUCAUUAUUAAAAUGUAUUUCUGACAGUCACUUAUAUUAAUUGUGGUCAGCUCCAGGCUCUGCAUUUCCAUUGGAUGGCACCGCGCGUAAAAUGUCCCAAGCACAGAUUAAGACAUAAAUACUGCGUGUGUAUCAUGGGAAAACACAAAAACGACAUAAAAAUAAACACCAAUCUCACAUGUAGAGUUGUGUGCGCAGUGUGUCUUUUACAGGCGCUGACAGGUCACAGUUUGACGUUAUUCUGUGACGGGAGGUCAAACGGUGGCUCUGUGGCUCAGAGGACGAGCAUUGAACAGUAACGUGGUGGUACAUCCUAGUGGCGGCUAAAAGCAUUGGGCUGAACCUCUGCUUGGGGGUUAACUCAAACACACACACAGAGAGAGAGCGCAGUCCCUCUCUGUCUCUGCCUCUCUCUCUCUCCCUCUCUCACUCACUCCCUCAUACACACACACUCACGCAGGGACACACGCGUGCGCGCAGAGCCCUGUCCAGCGCCGAGAGACCGACAUCGCGACUAGGCUUCCAGAACACAACUUCCAACUGAACCCAAGACCAGAGUCAAAGGCUGAAGUUCACUUUUUUAUUGGGAAAAUAAGCCUCGUCUGUUGCGUUCGGUUCCCGGAGAACCCAGGUUUGAGGAGGGCGAAAAGGCGAAGGCGCAACCCGGGGGGAUAAAUCCCAGGGACGGGAAGAAGGAGGAGGAAAAGGAGGAGGAGAACGUCAACGCGACCCACGACACCGAGGCGUCAUUUCUUUCUUUUUUCUGGGACAGAUGAGUUUUCACCCACAUUGACUUUUGUUUCAUUGACAAAAGAAAAAGGAGACUUUUUUCCACUGUGGCACCGCUUUAUCGAAAAACGCGCAUUAAACUUUAAACAGCAAGAAAAACAAAAAGUGUUAAACCGUCAAACUUCAUCUCAUUCAGACUGCGUCUACUUUUUGACUAAACUCUUUUUGGGAAAAGAGCCAAACUGUGUGUAUUUUGAUUGGAAGAUGCCCAUGAAGACAACUUCACCCGUCCCACAGACUGUAAACACCGCCCGGUGAGGAAGGAGGUGCGUGAGGGGAAAAAAAAAAGUUACCGAGAGAGAAAAGUGCCAAGACCUGAGGGAGGACUCGGAGGUGGCGUUACUGUGAGAAGACAGUUGUAGGAGCAGAAGUUCGGGUGAGAAAGGCCGGAGUGAUGAAGACUGCUGGCUUUCCUGGUGAAGAAGCGCAGCAGCGUUGAAAGUCAGUGCGCCUUUGGUGACAGGAGAGGAAAAAAAGAAGGAGACGAUCCCCACUUGACGACCCCCCCGUGAGCCGGGCAUAACAAGGGAGUUGGUGUGUUGUUGGGGGGGGGGAGAGGCUGAUAGUAAAAAGAGAGAAAAGAGACGGAUAAAGUCUGAGAGUGGAGCGGGCUAAUUGCUCCGUCCUUCCCUCAUUACCAUAUCCAAUGCGCGUCCGCUGGACUUAAGCCAAACCUCCCCACCUUCACACGGUGCCAUUAAUCGCCGGGGCAUUAUUCACUAUCAUAAUUAUUAUACCGACAUGCGCAAUCCAACGCACAGUAACAGCAGCGGCAGCAGCAACACAAGAAGAAAAAGCAGCAGCAGCAGCACCGGCUAAUUUCAGAUAUUUUCUCCUCUCUCUCCUCCACCUUCGCUGCCCCCUCUGUCUCUCUGCGUUCAGACUAUUUACGAACUUUUUGCGGGUGUGUGAAUUGAUUCAUUCGCUCUUCGCUGAUGUAUCUGCAAAACGCAGAGACAUCUCGGGGCGCAGCAGCAUCAGCAUCAUCAUCAUCAUCAACAUCAUUGCCAGCACCGACACCACCACCGCCGCAUCCAGCAGCAGCAUGUCCCGACGCAAGCAAGCCAAGCCGCAGCACCUCAAGUCGGACGAGGAUCCCGCACUAGUCGGUGUGAUUUCCGAGCACGCAUGGGAGAAACGGGGGAAAGGAGAGACAGAAAACAGACAGAACACACAGAAUGUCCUUACUGAGGCUCAAGGUGAUGUGUUGGAGGAUGCCGACAGCGGGAACGAGAGCCGCAGCGGCAGUGAAGAGACCCAUAUUUGUGAGAAGUGUUGUGCUGAAUUCUUCAAGUGGUCAGACUUUUGUGAACAUUUAAAGAGCUGCACCAAAAAUCCUUUGGUUCUUAUAGUGAAUGACAAUGAGGACACACCUAACUCCUCUCAAGAGUACCCUACCGAGCCUUCCCCUGUACCAAGCUGCCCCAGUGAGCAGGAUGAUAGUGAGGACCCCAGGGAGGGGAACCACAGUCCUGCUGCUGAGGGGGACGACAUCCCCGACACAGACACAACCUUGAAUGGGGUCAGUGUCCUAGAAAAGGAGGAUGAGCAGAUGGAGCUCGAGCUUUCUCCCGAAAAAACUAUGGAUACUGAAGAGAGAGACUUGACAUCCCCUGAGCCAGACAGUUCCCUACCUCAGCUCAAUGAUGUCAUUCCCUCCGCUAUUAGAAACUAUGCCAUGCCUAGCACCAAUGUAACCCUGGAGACGCUGCAUGGCACACGAGUUGCAGUGGCCCAAUUUUCACAGAGCAUAAGGGCAGCAGCAGGUAGUGGUGUCUCCACCAUGGCCAUUCCAAUGAUCCUGGACCAGCUGAUGGCCCUGCAGCAGCAGCAGAUACACCAGCUGCAACUGAUAGAGCAAAUACGCAGUCAGGUGGCUCUGAUGAACAGACAGUCUGCUCCACAGCCGGCUCUUAAUCACCAUCACAGCAAUGCUUCUGGAAACCAAGGGCCUAUAUCCUCCUGUGCCCCCCCUGUCGCCAGUCAACUGCAGCUACACAACUUCAUCACUCCUCCUGUCCAUCAGCUGCCUGUUAGGUUGCCAGCGACUAUUAACGGUCAAGGCUCCUCACCUUUGACCACCACAAUAGAGGGCCCUCUCUCUCAAGCAUCACAAAGUAGCAGCCAGCAGUCGAGCUCUUCGGUCUCUAACACAUCCUCAAAUAACUCAGUGUUUUCCCAUCCCAGUGUUACUGGUUUGUCAUCUCUAAUUCCCUCAUGCUCCUCGUCGGUCCCAAACAACAACAUUACCACUAGCAGCAGUGUAACCGGAGGUGGUGGCAUUAGCAGCAGCUCCACUCUUCCCAGGAACUCCACCACCCCUCCCUCACUUAGCCACAAUAGCCUCCUGAGCUCUGCCUCUAAUCUACCAUUGAUACCUCACAGUUCAUCCAACAGUGUUAUCUUCCCCAACCCUCUGGCCAGCAUAGCAGCCACAGCUAAUGCACUCGACCCCCUCUCUGCUCUGAUGAAGCACCGUAAAGGAAAGCCCCCAAAUGUGUCUGUGUUUGACACAAAGCCUAGCUCUGAAGACCCCUUCUUUAAGCAUAAGUGUCGUUUCUGCGCCAAAGUGUUUGGCAGUGACAGUGCACUACAAAUCCAUCUGCGAUCCCAUACUGGGGAGAGGCCGUUCAAGUGUAACAUAUGUGGAAACCGUUUCUCAACCAAGGGGAAUCUGAAAGUUCACUUCCAGAGGCACAAAGAAAAAUACCCACACAUUCAAAUGAACCCCUAUCCUGUGCCCGAGUACCUGGACAAUGUACCGACCAGCUCAGGCAUCCCGUACGGCAUGUCUUUACCCCCAGAAAAACCUGUGACUACGUGGCUAGACAGCAAACCUGUCCUCCCUACUGCUCCCACUUCAGUUGGGCUCCAACUGCCUCCCACACUGCCAAGUAUGAUGGGGGGUUUUGGGGAAUCUCCAAACCUUACUCCACUUAAUAGAUCUCCUCAAAGGCCAUCUCCACCUUCAAGUGAGUGUGCAUCGUUAUCUCCCAACAUCAUCACUGACUCCAGCAGGACCACAACUUCACCUUCCCCAAAACCCUGCAUAGGAGUUGAUGCUCCUCCUCUCUUGAAACCUGAAGGUGUUCUCCUACCACCAAGCUGCUCAACCAGGCCAGGAGAAAGUACCACUACCACAUCUACAGUUACCCAAGUUGUUUUUUCUACAACUUCCACUUCCACCACUUCUUCCAGCAGCAGUCGGCUAACUGAAGGAAUUGCUAGUCCAAACUCUAUUUCUAACUCCAUCUCUCAUCCUGUCCUUCCCAUGCUUUCAGACCAGUUCAAGGCCAAGUUUCCUUUUGGUGGCCUCUUGGACUCUAUGCAAACCUCAGAAACAUCAAAGUUGCAGCAGCUUGUUGAAAAUAUUGACAAGAAAAUGACUGACCCUAACCAGUGCGUCAUCUGUCAUCGUGUUUUGAGUUGCCAGAGUGCUUUAAAGAUGCACUAUCGUACACAUACUGGUGAAAGACCAUUCAAAUGCAAGAUUUGUGGGCGGGCAUUCACAACAAAGGGAAAUUUAAAAACCCACUUCGGUGUCCAUAGGUCCAAACCCCCACUUCGGGUUCAACACUCCUGCCCUAUUUGUCAGAAAAAGUUCACCAAUGCUGUUGUGUUGCAGCAGCACAUCCGUAUGCACAUGGGAGGGCAAAUCCCAAACACCCCAGUCCCAGAUACCCUUCAGGAGAUGGAAACUGAUCUGUCCUUUGAUGAAAAGAGCCUUGAUGCGAUGAGUAAUUAUGACGAUGAUCUGCUUGAUGAAAUGGAGCAAGCUAUUGAUGACGAACCUGACCUAAAAGAGGGAGAAGUCGACCCAUUGAAACCCUAUUCACCUGGCAGCUCCCCACCAACUUCGAUCAUCUCUAGCAUAGCUGCAAUGGAGAACCAGAUGAAGAUGAUCGACUCCACUGUCAAUAUGACCCGUUCGUUUGGGCAAAAGCCCACGCAAAAUGGCAGCAGCUUCGGCAUAGAAAAUGAAUGCUUUACGACCGAUUCGCUGUCUGCAGUGGGAGACGCUGAAGGUCAAAGCUUGGGAAGCCCCGCUUUGUCUGAGUCCUCUGGCUCUAUGCAGCAUUUGUCCCCAGCUCACAGCCACUCCGAGAGCCAGCAGUCCAAAUCCCCAGCUACACUCAACAACAACAGCACCAGUGCCAUGACAGCAGAGGAGGGCCUGGAGAACAAUACAACCGGCUUGGCAAUAGUGAAGUCAGAAAAAUCAGAGACCCCAUCUCCUCUCUCUGCUCCUGAAGGCACAGGGGCCCUUGAUCUGACUGCCACUCAACAUGGCAGGCACUUCAUCAAGGAGGAGGGCCACUUCAACAUGCUGCUGCUGAAUAGAGAUCGAGGGCUUGGCACUCCAAAUUUGGCCAGCACUGCUUCAAACAUGAUCAAAAUGGAAAUGAAUGGACACAGCAAAGCAAUGUCUCUAAGUGACAACUCUCACCUUCCUGUAAGCAUCCAGGUUCCAGCUGCCACCCCACAGACCACCAUGAGCCCCAGCAUUAACCCCAUGCUGGCUCCACCACCUCCACGACGCACCCCUAAGCAGCACAACUGCCACUCGUGUGGGAAGAACUUCUCCUCAGCCAGCGCUCUUUUGAUACACGAGCGCACACACACUGGGGAAAAACCUUUUGCCUGCUCCAUUUGUGGAAGGGCCUUCACCACAAAGGGAAACCUGAAGGUGCACAUGGGAACACAUAUGUGGAACAACGCUCCGGCCCGAAGGGGUCGUCGCCUGUCUGUGGAGAAUCCCAUGGCCCUGCUGGGUGGGGAUGCCAUGAAGUUCAGUGAGAUGUUCCAAAAGGAUCUGGCGGCCCGGGCCAUGAAUGUUGACCCUGGCUUUUGGAACCAGUACGCCGCUGCCAUCACCAAUGGGCUGGCCAUGAAAAACAAUGAGAUCUCUGUGAUUCAAAACGGAGGCAUCACGCAGCUGCCCGUCAGCCUUGGCGGUGCAGGAAUCACUUCGUUGGGAGCCAUGCCGGGAGGAAUGGACCGUGUUCACGCGGGUAGCAGCCCUCCCAUGACGGGUAUGGAGAAGGCUGCUCUGGAGGUUGGGCCCAACCGCCCUUUCUCCAGAUUUAUAGAGGAGAACAAAGAAAUUGGGAUCAAUUAAAAACUAUUGAAGGCAUAGACUAGAAGCCGGAUGACAAAGACAGAAACUGCAGAUCCAGUCUGACCUCGUGUGUUAUAUUAUGUAUAGAUUAAUUAUUUUCUCUGGUUUUUGGAAAUAUAGUAUUUAGUACUGAUUAGAGGUCUUUGCCUUUCACUGACACCGUCCUCAUUUGAUAUUUCACUAUAUGAAGAAUACGUUGUCUCUUGUUUGAGAAUAUGUCGUCUUGCAAGAUUUGCAUGGUACCUAUUGGUUUUCCUUAGUAUGUUUGACUGAUUUUAUGACCAGGAUUCUGCCUAGUUGACGGCAGACAAGCAUCUUACAUGGACAGGACUAAAACAGAACAAAAAAUGAGUUUGUGUAAAGACAGUCUUGCCUUUGCCUGGGAAACUUGUACAUGAAUGCCCACGGAUAUACUGAGGACUGAAAAAUAGCGUUUCUGUGCUCGCUCAAUUUUAUUUUAUUUUUUUGUUUUUAUUGAACUAGAAAACUUGAAAAAAAUGAUGUUUGAACUAUUUCAAUCUUUACAUUUAGUCUCCCAGCAUUGUCUUAUAAUAUUGUCCUGUGUCUUUAGUAUUUAUGAUAUUGACAAAAAAAGCGGGUAUACAAGAAUAUAUUUAAUGACCCAAGCAUUUUAUUGAUCCAUUUCUUUUCUAAACUGCAGGCUUCACUGGUGAAUAUCUCUUUCAAUAAAGCGAUGAAACGCUGUCCGAGCUGAACAACAGAGAAAAAAAAAAAUUUAGGUUUUAUUUGGGUACCUGUCAAGGCUGUGUAUUCUCUCCUAACACGGUGAAGAGGUUAGAGAUAUCUGAAGCUGCUAUGAACACAACCCUGCUUUUAAUCUUUGUAAAAAGAAAAGAACAAAAAUAAUAAAGUGGUCCUUUUGAAGAAAUAUCUAUGUAUAGAAAUACAGACAAAUCUAAAAACAGGUAUGCAUAUUUUGUAUCACAUGAAAAAUAGACAUCAUGAGUUGAGAGUAUUUGUCAUGUUUGUGAAUGCACUUUUUAAAAAUGAGACGUUUUUGUCUGUGAUUUACCGUUAUCCUUUUGACUGAGCUAUCUAUCACGUGCUGUUUUCCAUUGUUUCCAGCGAACCACUCCUACAGUCAGUUCUCUGUUAUUGCAUCGGUGCAGCUCAUCAGUGAGUGCAGUCAUCACCCAAUCAAAAAACCUUCUUAAAUAAAAGAAAUAACAGG